Ophidiomyces ophidiicola is the source of this 1449-nucleotide messenger RNA. RefSeq lists its product as uncharacterized. The coding region runs from base 1 to 1449 and encodes 482 amino acids. The transcript is spliced from 5 exons. Gene Ontology annotation, molecular function: syntaxin binding. The record is from RefSeq and is a predicted model, not a curated record. Lineage: Eukaryota; Fungi; Ascomycota; Eurotiomycetes; Onygenales; Onygenaceae.
AUGGCUACUGUUUCCUCGCAAACCCAUUUGAGCAACCCGACCACCACCCCAUCUUCAGCCUCCACCACCCCCAACCUCGCCCACGGCCACCCACCGCCGGCCAAACCGUCUGCUAUGCCGCCCUCCGGCAUGGGCAAGAAGGGGAAGGGCAAGAAGCCGGCCGACCCGUCCGAAACAUCGAAAUUACUCGCUGCCAAGAUCUCCCAACUCGAACAAGAUGCCGCGGGAGAAAAGGACCAGGAAGCGGAGAUUGAGCGUGAAGUCAAGAAGGCCACGCGGGAUCUCAACCAGCUUCUGAACACCAUUGAAUCGCCCAUGACUCGCCUAGAGACGGUACAUAAGAAGUACACGGAGCUGCUGGCCGACAUGAAAAAGUUGGACCGCGACUACGCCAAGAGCAAGAAGCGGGCGGACCAGCUGCAAAAGGACCAGGACAAGGGCAAGUCGGAGUUGAACAAGACAGCGACGAUGAAAGACAAGCUGGAGAAGCUGUGCCGCGAGCUGACGAAAGAAAACAAGAAAGUCAAAGAUGAGAACAAGAGACUCGAGGACACGGAGCGAAGAGCGCGAGGGAUCGUCAACGACCGGCUCGAUUCGUUACUGUUCGAUAUCCAAGACGUCAUGGCGCAGAAGGGCAACGCGCGGGUCGAAAAGGUCGACGUUGACUUGGACGAAGCGCUUCGCGCGAAGAUCAAGACGAUUGGCGAGAAAUUCGAGCUGCGCGAGCAGCACUUCAAGGCGCUCCUGCGCAACAAGGACGCGGAGAUCCAGAGCCUGACGGCCAAGUACGAGGAGCAGCGGCGCCACGCCGAGACGGAGGCGGCGCGCUGCCGGGCGCUGAGCUCGCAGGUGUCGACGUUCUCACACACGGAGGCGGAGCUGCGGAGCCAGCUGAACAUCUACGUGGAGAAAUUCAAACAGGUGGGUGUUGCCGUCUACGCGGUCGAAGAUACGCUUAAUAAUAGCAACGAGCUGUUCAUGACGUUCCGCAAGGAGAUGGAGGAGAUGUCGAAGAAGACGAAGCGGCUGGAGAAGGAGAACCUGACACUGACGCGCAAGCACGACCAGACGAACCGCAACAUCCUCGAGAUGGCGGAGGAGCGCACGCGCAACAACGAGGAGCUGGAGAAGUGGCGCAAGAAGAGCAACAACCUGGAGGCGCUGUGCCGGCGCAUGCAGCAGCAGGGCCGCGGGCAGGCGGUGGCCGAAGACCUCGAGGUCGACGAGGAUGACGACGAGGGCACGGAGAGCGAGUACGACGAUGAGUAUGAGGAUGAGGAUGAAGAUCUGAGCGAGGAGGGCGAGUAUGUGGACGGCGAGCCGCAGCACGGGCCCAAGACGGCGGCGGCGGCGGCGGCGGAGAAGCCGGUGUUCGGGCCGCCGCCGCCACCGACGCUGGCGGAAGCGAGGUCGAAUGGGAAUCGCGUGGUGAAUGGGUACAAGCAUUGA